CGGACAUCGUGUGAGACAGAGAUGAUUCAACCUGCACUAACACGUUUACUCUUUGUGUUUGGACUCUUCCAGAAAGGUCUAACAUCUGUAAUCCAGUCUGUGGAGACUGUGGAGGAGGCAGUGGGAGAAGAUGCUCUCCUCAGCUGUCAGGUCCUAAAGUCUGAACAUGUGGUGCAGGUCACAUGGCAGAAACAGACGAUGGAUGACGUGACCAAUCUCGCCACCUCCAACACUGUCUCUGGCUCCAGGGUGAUGUCAGACUUCAGAGGCAAAGUGGAGGUGAAAGAUGGUGGACUGCACAGCCGCUCCAUAGUGAUCAAGAAUGUGACGGAGGAGGAUGAAGGCUGCUACCUCUGCCACUUCAUCACCAAACCUGCUGGAGCACUCCCUGGCAGAACCUGCCUCAAGGUCUAUGAGCUGCAUGAACCCGUUCUACACGUGAGAGAAUCAAGUUCAACUGAUGAGUUCCUGGUUUCCUGCUCCGCCACAGGACGACCUGCUCCAACCGUAACUCUCCACGUCACACAGCAAGACUUCUACCUCUCACAGAACCAAACUGUGUUGAUCAACACAAACGGUACAUUCACUGUCACUGCCACAGCCGUGUUGGCAGGUUUCCAUGAUGCUGGCACACUGGUUGGAUGUGCCGUGCAGGUGCUCUCCUUUCGUAAAGAGGCGUUUGUGGAGAUUCCUGACGUGAAAGUGACGCCUACUAGUGGUGAGAAACACUUCUACAGCCACACAUUCAUAGACUGUAGGGGACCGGUACAAGUGUGAAGACGCUCACUCAUUUCAGUCUGUUGUGUGGAAACACUUCAGUUUCACAGAAACGAGUUUAGUGCAAGCACAGCAUUAAACCCUCUACAAGUUUUACAGUUUGUACAGUUAAUUUUCUACAUGCUGCAAUUUAAUCGAUAUUUAUUUUACUAUUUUUAUAGUGUUUAUUUUUGUUAUUUUCCUUUUGUAAAAAUUACUUAUGUAGGAAGACACAGCCAUAGUUAACCAGGGUUGAAAUAAAAAUAAAUAAAAGAUCAGUUAAAUGCCCAUUUUACCACAGUUGAUAUGGUUCCUUGGGGUCUUAAUGAAAUUUCUGUUUCUGUUUUCUGGUCAAAAUACCACAAGGAUCAUUUAAAACAGCACCUUUUUACCCUGUCUAAAACAGCUCUCCUAAGAUUGACCUUAGCUCACGAGCUAACGCUAGCUGGGGAGCCGGAGGACGCGUUAGCUCGCGUUACCUCGCAAGCUAAUGGGAGCCGGGUCGUCUCUCCCCGGAGCCGGUGAGAUGAUGGUGGGGGGUGGUCCAAGGCCAUGUAGCGAGACUCCCUACAUGGGCCUGGUGUGACUAUUACGUAUUUUUCGCUCGUAAUCCCUUUCGACGCACUCUAGCGUAUUGCUUCUGACAUAGAGGAACCACAACAAAUCGUGGGAGUUGGUUUUUUCAAGAGUUUUUGGGAUGGUAGACAUGCCAGAUACCCAAAUGAACGUGUAGAAGCACUACAAAGGUGGGAUUUUCAUAAUAUGUCCCCUUUAACGGUUUUCUGCGCCUUCUUUCUUCCGUACGGAAAACAUGUCGAACCGUGACCUCGA
Pleuronectes platessa (European plaice) is the source of this 1587-nucleotide messenger RNA. RefSeq names its product OX-2 membrane glycoprotein. Gene Ontology annotation, molecular function: cell-cell adhesion mediator activity. Lineage: Eukaryota; Metazoa; Chordata; Actinopteri; Pleuronectiformes; Pleuronectidae. The record is from RefSeq and is a predicted model, not a curated record. The transcript has 3 exons. The coding region runs from base 22 to 777 and encodes 251 amino acids.